Messenger RNA from Vitis vinifera (wine grape), 5531 nucleotides. RefSeq names its product structural maintenance of chromosomes flexible hinge domain-containing protein GMI1. Gene Ontology annotation, cellular component: chromosome. Gene Ontology annotation, biological process: chromosome organization. Lineage: Eukaryota; Viridiplantae; Streptophyta; Magnoliopsida; Vitales; Vitaceae. The transcript has 38 exons. The coding region runs from base 241 to 5091 and encodes 1616 amino acids. The record is from RefSeq and is a predicted model, not a curated record. Gene Ontology annotation, molecular function: protein binding; ATP binding.
UUUAAGUGACCCACCCGAGGUGCAUUUUCUGCGAGAGAAAUGCUCUGGUUUUUCACAUUUCCUCCUUCGCUCCAACUAUAUCUGCACGCACACUCUCUCUAGAAACCCCAAGAUUAGAACUCUCUUUCCCUCUCUAGAAACCCUAGCCAACCCUCCAAUUCUCCUUUCUCAGUUCGUCUGAAAAUCAACUUUUAACUGAGCGUCUGAAAAAUCAGAAAGAAGAGUUUUGAUUUGCCAUACAUGGAAGAAGAAGUUCCCCCCCAGAGGGGCAAAAAGAGGUCCAUUGUGGAAAUUUCUGGUGAUAAUGAUCUAGGUGCCAUCUACAAGUUUAAGAUUCUCUUACCCAAUGGCACAAGCUUGGGUUUGAACUUACAUGAACAUAAGUUGUCCAACCUUCUAAUGCCUCUACAAGAGUUCAUUGGUUUGGUGAGAACAGAGUACUUCAGAACUCGUCGCCAACCUGAAUCGCCUGGAACGAGGCAAAAAAUAAUGUGGAAAAGUAAAGAUAUAUUUCUUGUAGACGCAUCUGAAAACAGGAUGAAACAUACUGUCAAUUUCAGGAAAUUUGAGCCACAUAAAUGUCAUAUUUUACAACUUAAUGAUGGGUCAGGUCAGAGUGCUGAUACCUUUAAGAACAUGUGGGAUUUGACACCAGAUACUGACCUAUUAGCGGAACUUCCUGAAGAGUAUGCAUUUGAGACUGCUCUUGCGGAUUUAAUUGACAAUUCACUGCAAGCAGUAUGGUCUAAUGGUAUGAGUGAGAGGAGAUUGAUUAGUGUGGAUAUUGUCGAAGAUAGGAUUUCAAUCUUUGACAGUGGUCCUGGAAUGGAUGGCAGUGAUGAAAACUCUAUUGUGAAGUGGGGAAAGAUGGGUGCAUCACUUCAUAGGUCCUCCAAGGCACAGGCAAUAGGGGGCAAGCCUCCAUACCUAAAGCCCUUUUUUGGAAUGUUUGGAUAUGGAGGUCCUAUUGCAUCCAUGCAUCUUGGGAGGUGUGCUUUAGUUUCUUCCAAGACAAAGGAGUCCAAGAAAGUAUAUACUUUACAUCUUGAGAGGGAGGCUCUUCUCAGCAGUUCUGGUUCUGACCUCACCUGGAGGACUUCUGGAGGCAUCAGGAAUCCAUCAGAAGAAGAAACCGAGAAAUCACCUCAUGGAAGCUUUACAAAGGUUGAGAUUUUCAAGCCAAAAAUUGAAAGGUUGAACGUAUUUCAACUUCAACGCAAGCUGAAGGACAUCUAUUUUCCAUAUAUUCAGUGUGAUGAAGUGUGUGACACAGGAAAGACUAACACACCGGUUGAGUUUCAGGUCAAUGGGUUAGAUUUAGCCGAAAUUGAUGGUGGGGAAGUUGGAACUACAAACUUGCAUUCUUCCAAUGGCCCUGAGUUUGUUCUGCAGCUUCGUUUUUAUGGUAACCAAGACAAUGUUGCAACCAAAAGCCCUGGUUUAAGAUCGUCUCAAGAAGCUAAUGCACGCCUAAAGUGUGUUUAUUUUCCCAUUGUCGAGGGUAAAGAGAAUCUUGAAACGAUUUUGGAAAAACUAGAAGCUGAAGGAUGUGGGACUAAUGAAAAUUAUGAUACAUUUAGUCGUGUAUCUAUUCGGAGACUCGGUCGUUUACUUCCAGACGCUCGUUGGUCACUACUUCCUUUCAUGGAACAUAAGCUGAAAAAGGGAGACAAAGGCCAAUUGUUGAAGAGAUGUUGCCGGAGAGUAAAAUGUUUUAUUGAUACUGAUGCUGGUUUUAACCCUACACCUUCUAAGACGGAUUUAGCACACCAUAAUCCUUUUACCAAGGCUCUAAAGGACUUUGGUAAUAAGCCACCUGAGAAAGGGAGAGAGAUAAAUGUUGAAAUCCUUAGAGAUGGAAAGUCAUUAACUCUCUUGCAACUGGAAAAGGAGUAUCUAGAUUGGAUUUCCCAGAUGCAUGAUCUUUAUGAUGAAGAAAUUGACUCUGGUGAGGACCAACCUGUCAUUGUCGUUGGCUCUUUGAACAAAAAACAGCUUGGUAUUUCUUCUGAUGUAGUAAGGGUCCAUGAGAUUAUAAGAAGAAAAGGAAAAUCUUGGAAACGUGGCCAGAAAAUUAAGGUUCUUAAGGGAGCAUGUCCAGGGUGUCACAAGAGCAAUGUCUUUGCGACAUUGGAAUAUAUUCUGCUAGAAGGUUUUCAAGGAGAUGCUGGUGGAGAAGCUCGGCUAAUAUGCAGGCCCUUGAGUCUUCCAGAUGAGGAUGGUUGUAUCCUUGCAGUGGACGAUGGGGCUGCUAGUUUUGACUGCCGUGGCUCUCUAUCUUUACCCAUUAGUGUGAUUGAUUCUGGAAAGUGCCUUGCCGUUGAAAGUUCUGAAUGGCUUUUCCAACUUGAGAAACAACGUCAGAAAGCUCCUUCGACAAUUGACAUUCUGAGUGAGAGACAUUGUCUGGAGUUGGAGGUUGAUGGGGCAUUACCUGUUGAUGCUCCGGUUCAUGCUGGACAAGUUCCGCCUAAGGAAAUUGUUGCUGUUGUUCGUCCUGCCAGUUUUGUUUCUUCUAGUGCCUCAAAGAACUUGGACCAAAAAUAUAUUAUCAAGGAUAAUUUUGCCUCAAAGAACUUGGACCAAAAGUAUAUUAUCAAGGAUAAUUUGGAGUUAUCUAUGGAAGUGAAAUUGAUGGAUGGCACUAAGGAUACCAAACAUAUUUAUUCAAAAUGUGUGACACCUUCAUCCCGUAAUGGGUUUCAUGGUUUAUAUAUCUUCCCACUAGGAUGCAAGUUCCCACAGUUAUUUCAAAAAGCUGGUGUUUACACAUUUACAGUAUUCCUUAAAGGCUCAAGUUUUAAGAGUUGUGAAAAAAGAGUGCUAGUUAAGGCAUUGCCUAAGGUUUCGAGUUGGAGAUUUUCAAGUGAUAUACAGAAUACUGUGUACAGUGUAAGGGCUGGUUCGUGCUUACCACCAUUUUCUAUUGCUUGUUAUGACUCAUAUGAAAAUCAGAUUCCAUUCACAUCCAUACCAGAAUUUAUCAUCAAAAGUAACUGGAAUGGAGGGGUACUUGCAGAUUUUGAUAAAAUGAAGUUGGAACUUUCAUCCGAUAAUUUGACUCUUAAAGUUAAGGAUGUACUAAUUGAAAGCAGUGACUUGGACAAGAUUCGACCGAGUUAUGCAACUACAUUGGUGCUAUGUCCACGUGAUGAGUUGCCCUCAAUUUCUGUUGCAUGUGAAGUUAAUCCUGGACCUUUAGAACGUGCCAUAGCCCAGCCACCAGUAUCAGACAACCAGUUGCUUCCUGGAUGUGUGAUUGAGGAGCUUGUAUUAGAGAUGUUUGAUGCAUAUGGUAAUCAUGCCAGAGAAGGGUUGGAAGUUCAGUUUAAUGUGGAUGGAUUUUGUUUCCAAGAUCAUAAUGGUUUAAAGCGUAAGGUGGAUGAUCGUGGAUGCAUUGACCUUAGUGGCCUCUUGAGAGUCACAACAGGGUAUGGAAAAAAUGUUUCCCUAUCAGUUUUAUCUGGUAACAAAGUAGUUUUCAAGCAAGAGUUGCAAACAGAGAAAAGAGAGCUAAGAGCUGCAUCAAUAGUACCUCAGUCUUGUGCUGCUGGGUCACAACUCGAAAAUAUUGUCUUCGAAAUCAUCAACUCUAAGGGUGAAGUUGAUGAAACUGUUCAUGAGGAAGAGAAACAUGGACAAUUCCAUACGCUUACAAUAAUGUCUGAUUCAUUUUAUUUGGAUGGUUCUGUAAGAUUCGCUUUCAGGAAUGGACGCUGCAUUAUUCCUACUAUUCCUCUCCCCCGAAAGCAAGGGGACUUCACCUUUCUAGCUGCUCACUCCUGUCAUCCAGAGCUAUCUUUGGCUGUCAAGGUUGAAUGUCAUGUGCAGGUUUCUGUUGUGGAAGUCCUAAAAGUGAAGCAGGAAGAUGUCCAACUUCAAUAUCCAAAUGAAAACAUGUUGCUCCUCCAGGAUUCACCUGCUCCAAGGCAUGUAGAGAACAGCCUAGUGGAGUCACUCAUGAAUGACGAGAAGGAAAUUGAGGAUGACAUUUGCAAAAUUGGUUUGUUUAUUGGAGAUAAUGAAAGGAAACUGGAAUUGCUUCAUAAACAGAAGGGAGAUAUUGAGCAAUCCAUUGAGAAAUUGCAAGCUUCUGUAGAAUAUGAUUCAUUCAACAACCAUCGGGGCUACUUGUCUAAGAAAGAAUCAGUGAUGAGAUGCAUUGAAAAAAAGGAUAAAUCCGCAGCUGCUUUUUUCUGCAAUCUUUCAAGAGAGAUUCCAUUCCAAGAUCCAGUAUCUCAGCUUAUGAAAGAUAUAGUUGGUGUGGUUGCACUUCUUGCAACUGUUCGUAUCAAUCGGCUUGGCAGGAUGUUGGCUGAAUAUUUGGGUGAAGAUCAAAUGCUUGCAGUUGUGUGUAGAUCCUAUGAAGCUGCAAGUAAGCUUGAGAAGUAUGAAUGGGAUGGAAAAGUAGACCGUGAACAUGCUCUUUAUGCAGUAGCAAAAACAUUUGGAAAACCGAUAAAUGACCGGUUUCUUGUUAUUUGCCUCGAGAAUAUAAGGCCUUACAUAGGAGGGUUUCAGGACAAUGAUCCUCAGAGGAAGCUGAACAUUCCAAAUCCUAUUUUACCCACUGGGGAGAUGCCUCCAGGGUUCUUGGGGUAUGCAGUUAACAUGGUUGACCUAGAGUCCCAUCAUUUACUUACAAGGACCACUGCAGGGCAUGGUCUUCGGGAGACAUUGUUCUAUUGUCUAUUUGGUGAGCUGCAGGUUUAUCAAACCAGGGAAGACAUGAAGAAGGCUUGCUUCUAUGCAAGACAUGGUGCUGUUUCUCUUGAUGGUGGGAUUAUGAAAGGAAAUGGAGUCAUUUCUUUUGGAUGUAGGGAACCGCAAAUAUGGUUUCCAGUUGCUAACCUGGAAUCACCAAAAAAUGUUAGAAUCCUGGAAGUGAUAGAGGAAAAGAGAACUUCUUUGAGGCUGGUCCACAAUGAAAUAGGCAAACUGACAAAAAUCAUUAACAAAGCUCAGAAGAAGUUACAGAAGAAAAUUUCACGGUGUCGCAAGCUCAUGGAUCGCUUAGAACCCUGUAUGAAAGGCCACUACCUGGAGUACAAUACGAAUACAAUAAACAGCCUGGAAAACUCGCCAAAAUGAUCUGGUUUGCCCUUGAUACUUUCUGUACAGCAACGUCUCAAGCAUAUACCUAUGCCAAUCAUAUUAAAGUUGAUAAAAAUAUCAUCAGUGAUCCAAAUGUGUCUGUCUCAUAUCAAACUGUGGGUAUAAUACCAUUUGAAGCUGUCAUAUCUACAUUGUCAUCCUUAUUUUCUGUGUCUUUCCUUUUUUAUUUGACAGGUUACCAGAGGAUGAGAAGCUUGUACAGAUAGUCUGAAGCUUGGUUUCCAUGUCCAUACAUUAGCAAUCCAGUCUUUUUUUCCAGAUUUUAAUACCAGACGGUUUGUUAUGAGAGCCUGCUUCUGUUUAUGUUCUGUAAAUAUAUGUCUAAAUGAUAUGCUCUCUAUUUUAUGUAAUAUUAUAGAUGAUUUGGGUUAGGCUUCAAACUUAGGGUAUAUAAAAUCAUACCUUUCUUUUUUUUU